AUCAACAAGUGAAUUAAAAAUGUUCAAGCUCGUCAGCUUCUUCGUCCUCGUAGCCGUCGCGUGCGUAAACGCCGCGCCAGGCGGAUUAAUCGCAGCCCCAGCAGCGGUUGCGGCCAUUCCGGCACCAAUUGUCACUGCUAGAAGCAGCCAAGUUGUCGCGAGAAAUUACAAUACGUUCGCUGCCGCACCAUUGGCCUACACCGCAGCUGCUGUCGCAGCCCCUGUAGCCGCACCGGUUGCUUACACCGCACCAUUCGCAGCCGCACCAGUGGCAUACACCGCACCAUUCCCAGCGGCAGCACCCUUCGCAUAUGCCGCACCCGCUCUCCACGCCGCACCCCUCGUACUUAAAAAGAAAGAAAGUGUAUUGAAUGGUCGUUGGGACUGGUAUAAAAACGAUAGCAGUUCGGACAUUGGCAUUGUACGGUGCUUCUUCGAAUCGAGCAACAUGAACUCUUUCGUUACGGUAACAGUCGCGGCUGUGCUCGCAAUGGCGCAGGUUGCCUUGGCCGGAGUGGUUCCUGCGGCUCCACUCGUGGCCGCUCCUGCGGCACCGAUAGUAGCCGCACCAGCGAUUGCGGCACCUGCGGCAAUUGGCUAUGCCAAGGCCGUACCAUACAACGUUCCACCGUACGCGUCUAGAGUCGACAUCAGCUCGAAAACCAUCGCUGCGCCAUUCGUUGCAUCUGCACCCUUCGUAGCCGCAGCACCAGCCGCACCGGUCUUAGCCGCGGCACCAGCCGCACCGGUCGUAGCCGCGGCACCAGCCGCACCAGCUCCGAUCGUCGCCGCACCUGGCCUCUUCCAAGCUACUUACGCCGGAAGUUUGACCGCUCCUCUCGCUCAGUUCGCAGCUGCGGCUUACGGACCUACGGUUUUCGGCUAAACUCCGAUGAAAUUCGAUUGGUCGACGACGAUGUUGUAUCUCUGGCUGUUCAUCUUCUUUUUUUUUCCCUUUUGUUAAUGCUCCUCCACCAAUAAACGUUUCGUACCACUCUUAA
Messenger RNA from Vespula pensylvanica (western yellowjacket), 1001 nucleotides. RefSeq names its product cuticle protein 16.5-like. The transcript has 4 exons. The record is from RefSeq and is a predicted model, not a curated record. NCBI's taxonomy places the organism in Eukaryota, Metazoa, Arthropoda, Insecta, Hymenoptera, Vespidae. The coding region runs from base 20 to 886 and encodes 288 amino acids.